GUCAUUAUGGAAGAUGGGGCAAGGAAUGGAAUCUCCAUCUACCAAAAAGUGUCCGUACUUAAAUAGGUGUCGCUACUCUGGAGAGAUUUGGAACUAUUAUUUAUAGCAGCCAGCUGGACACUUUUGCAACAGUUCUGCCUAUGGAGAUUGUAUUCUUUACCUCUACCCUCCAUACUUGUCAUGGACUUGCCGGCUUGCCGGUGACAAUUUUUAUAAAUAAUGACGUUACUUGACAUUAACGUUAAAUUAGUCCAAAGGCUUUUCAAGAACAGCGGGUGUAUUUUCUCCUAGCGAGUAUGGCCUUGAAAAGAAAUCACAAGUGCACCUUAGGACUGGGUAAGAUUAGUUUAGUUAACGAUCUAAAAAAAAAUAUUGGCACCUUGUGAUUCUUGUUGAAAUUAUAUUCAGGGUCCGAGAGUAUGCUUAUCAAAAACCCGAACGCGAGCUGGUGUAGUCGCGUAUGCAGAGCGAUUCACAAGCAGAUCUUGAUAUCCGAACGCCACCCUCUCAUCUUUGAUUAUUUACGGAGUUAUCUCGCGCUGGGGGAAGAGCGCCGCCGUUACUUUUUGGAAGGCAGGAGUGUCAUCCAUCCGCUUAGCAUGUUCAGUCUUUUUUGGAAAAGCUUAAUGAUAUUCGUUAACCUUGCUCAUAUAGUAACUUCGAGCCUGCGAUUUUGUAUCAUAACAGAUCCUUACAACAUGUUAUAUAUUGAAGACUGCGACGUAAUCCUCUUGGUUAUCCAAGUUAUAUGCCUUAUUGACAUAAUAAUAUGUUUUAACAUCGGUUUUUUGGAGAGCGAAUCGGCGUUGAUAGUGCUUGACCGUAGCAGAAUUGCAAGGGCAUACGUUUGUAGCUUCUGGUUACCAGAUCUGAUGUCAGCGGUUCCCGUUUCCUUCCUUUUACUUAUUGUAAGAGCCAGGAGUCGCAAGGACAUGUUGAUCCCGGACCUUCUGCCUUUUGCUCGCGGCGUACGGAUAUUUACUAUUCUGGAUGACCUUAAGACUCUUUUACAGGUACAAAGAUCGAUAUGUGCCACUUUCAAGCUAUGUUCAAUACUUCGCACCUCUGGUACUGGAUUCAACAUGUUCCUGACCUAUCAUGAGACCGAGAUAGUAGUCAACUCAUUCAUAAUGUUAUUGGGGGCCAUGUUCAAGAUGUACUCACUUGUGUACUGGCUAAAAACGUACAUGACCGUGUACAACUCGACUUUGCGGUAUCAGGAGUUAUUGGAUCAAGUAGAGAAAUUCAUGAGUCACCACCAGUUUCCUGUACCAUUAAUGCGGCGUUUGCGUGACUACUACAGAUAUCGCUUCCAGGAGCACUAUUAUAAGGAAUCAGUAGCUCUCGGCUACCUCUCAGCACAACUUCAGGAUGAGAUACGUCUCAAUACUUACCAGAUUUUGGCGGACAAAGUGGAAGUCCUUCAGAAUCUACCGCCGGCAUUCUUGGGCAGAGUCAUGGGCUAUCUUGAACUCGAGAUAUUCUUGCCUGACGACCUCGUCUUCCAUGUUGGAGACUUCAGCAAACACGUGUACUUCAUUUACACGGGGACCCUGGCUCUUUAUACCGUGAAAGGAGUUGAGGCAAUGCACUUCGAAGACGGCGACUGUGCCGGCGGACUUGCGCUGCUGACGUCAAGCACUAGGCGCGUCACUACACUGGUAGCCCUUGAAAUCACGCACACCUAUCGACUGAGCUUCGAGCAUUUGAGAGAGCUCUCCGAGCUUAACAAGGCAUUACUGGACCGUAUCAAGAUGGAGACUUUCAAGCGCUUCACACAGGUCACGCACCUUGAGGACCUAAUCCUACUUGAAGAAUCUCCAACAGUAAAGGAUAAUAUAGUACGAGUAAGUACCUUACCUACUGCAAAACCGUCCAAAUUUCUUAUUCACGGAACCCCACACUGA
Molecule: messenger RNA, 1907 nt
Organism: Cydia pomonella (codling moth)
Lineage: Eukaryota; Metazoa; Arthropoda; Insecta; Lepidoptera; Tortricidae
Exons: 11
Coding region: 420-1907 (495 amino acids)
Source: RefSeq, a predicted model, not a curated record